Protopterus annectens (West African lungfish) is the source of this 927-nucleotide messenger RNA. RefSeq names its product olfactory receptor 2AT4-like. Gene Ontology annotation, molecular function: G protein-coupled receptor activity; olfactory receptor activity. Gene Ontology annotation, cellular component: membrane. The transcript has a single exon. Bases 1 to 927 code for a protein of 308 amino acids. NCBI's taxonomy places the organism in Eukaryota, Metazoa, Chordata, Ceratodontiformes, Protopteridae. Gene Ontology annotation, biological process: G protein-coupled receptor signaling pathway. The record is from RefSeq and is a predicted model, not a curated record.
AUGACAGAAUUCAUUCUUGCGGGAUUCCAGUACACAUAUGUCAUCCAGAUGAUACUGUUUCCACUGUUUUUGUUUAUCUACCUUACCAUUCUUUUAGGAAACUGUGUAAUUCUUGCUGCUGUUAUAAAGAAUGAAAAACUACAAAAACCAAUGUAUUUUUUUGUGUGCAAUUUAGCUAUUUUAGACAUUUUGCUGACAUCCGUUACACUGCCAAGAAUAUUGUUUCAGUUUCUAACAGGUGUAAAUGUAAUUUCCUUUGCAGCUUGUUUUGCACAAUUAUGUAUUUUGCAUUCUUUAUUAUUAACAGAAGCUUUUAUUCUUGUUGUAAUGGCAUAUGAUCGAUAUUUGGCCAUCUGCAACCCUUUGCAUUAUACAAUGAUUAUGACCAACAAGGUUAACACACUUUUUGUUGUAAUUGCAUGGGUAACUGCAAUUUUUCUGAUUGUGCCACCUGUCCUUCUAACAGCACAACUGCCAUUCUGUGGCCCAAACAAAAUCCCCAGCUUCUUUUGUGAACACGUCUUUGUUAUCAGGUUAGCGAAGACUGAUGCACCAUCCAGUUAUGACAGUGGUUUAUUUAUUGGCAUAAUAAUUUCUCUUUUGCCGUUUUUGCUGGUAGUUUUUUCAUAUAUUAAAAUUCUCAUUUCUGCACUUAAAGUUAGUUCUCAGGAUGGUAUUCAGAAAGGGCUUUCCACUUGUACUUCUCACUUACUAGUUGUUCUUAUAUACUACACAACUUCAGGGAUUUCUACUGUUUCAUACAAGGUAGAAAACAUGCCUGAUACAGUCCGUGUGGUCUGUUCACUUUCAUUCAUUAUACUGACACCUAUAGCUAAUCCUAUGAUUUACACCUUGAGAAACAGAGAUAUGAAACUCACUAUAGCAAAGAUUGCAAGACUUGGAAAAAGUACUCCUGGUGAAAGAUGA